CAGCAUUCAUAUAUUUUCAGUUUUGUUGGGUUGGGAGGCCUUAUUGCUCUGCUACAUCAAAACAAAGAUAGUGGCAGGCAGACUUUUGUGGCAAAAGGAUAAUUGGAGUCAUACGUUGCACAUACAACUUAUCCUCACAUCAGCCACUGCAUUUGCUUCAAGAUCUCAUCCAUUCAAAUCCCAUCAUCCCCCCAAAAAAGAAAGAAAAAAAACAAGCCAUAAUACUUGCAUUCUUCUGUUUCUCGCUUCCUCCACUGAUAAAACCUCCCUCUCUUCACAACCACCACCAUCAUCUCAACCAUGGCAGCUGCAGUGACUGCUGCGGUCUCUUUUCCUUCCUCAACCAAGUCUACUUCUCUUCCUUCAAGAACCAUUCUCAUUGCACCAGAAAGAAUCACCUUGAGAAAGGUGCCAGUUCACUUCAGGGAUGUGUCUGCUAGUGGCAGAGUGAUUUCCAUUAGAGCUCAAGUUACAACAGAGGCUCCAGCUAAGGUUGAGAAGGUAUCAAAGAAAAAUGAGGAGGGAGUGGUUGUUAACAAGUUCAAGCCUAAGAACCCUUACACUGGAAGAUGUCUUUUGAACACUAAGAUCACUGGUGAUGAUGCUCCUGGUGAAACCUGGCACAUGGUCUUCAGCACUGAAGGAGAGGUUCCGUAUAGAGAAGGGCAAUCAAUUGGAGUGAUUCCAGAUGGAAUUGAUAAGAAUGGGAAACCUCAUAAACUAAGAUUAUAUUCAAUUGCUAGCAGUGCUAUCGGUGACUUUGGAGACUCCAAAACUGUUUCUUUGUGUGUGAAGAGGCUUGUGUACACCAAUGACCAAGGAGAAAUUGUAAAAGGAGUUUGCUCAAAUUUCUUGUGUGACUUGAAACCUGGAGCUGAAGUUAGUAUUACAGGACCAGUUGGGAAAGAAAUGCUCAUGCCUAAAGAUCCCAAUGCCACUGUCAUUAUGCUUGGAACUGGAACUGGUAUUGCUCCUUUCCGAUCAUUCUUGUGGAAAAUGUUCUUCGAGAAGCAUGAUGACUACAAGUUCAAUGGUUUGGCAUGGCUCUUCUUGGGAGUCCCAACAAGUAGCUCAUUGCUUUACAAGGAGGAAUUCGAGAAGAUGAAGGAGAAAGCCCCUGACAACUUCAGGCUAGACUUUGCGGUAAGUAGAGAGCAAACCAAUGCCAAAGGUGAAAAGAUGUACAUCCAAACCCGGAUGGCAGAAUAUGCAGAAGAGCUAUGGGAAUUACUAAAGAAAGACAACACCUACGUCUACAUGUGUGGAUUGAAAGGAAUGGAGAAGGGGAUUGAUGAUAUAAUGGUGUCUUUGGCUGCUAAGGAGGAAAUUGACUGGCUUGAGUACAAAAGAAGCUUGAAGAAAGCAGGGCAAUGGAAUGUGGAGGUCUAUUAAUGUGAUUACUUGUACAAAUAUGUCCUCUUUUUUGGUUACUACAAGCAAUCGUCUUCCUCCUGCUGCGUUGUUGUAGAUAGAUAUAAUUAAGAUGCAUGUUCGUAAUUUUUGGCUAAAAAUUUCUUUUUCCUUUUUUAUGAAUGAAGGCAAUGUAAUGUCAUAGCAUGCAUUUACAAAUGACAGGAGUUGUUAUUUCUUAA
This is a messenger RNA of Populus trichocarpa (black cottonwood), 1592 nucleotides long. RefSeq names its product ferredoxin--NADP reductase, leaf isozyme, chloroplastic. The transcript has 9 exons. Lineage: Eukaryota; Viridiplantae; Streptophyta; Magnoliopsida; Malpighiales; Salicaceae. The record is from RefSeq and is a predicted model, not a curated record. Gene Ontology annotation, molecular function: oxidoreductase activity. Bases 301 to 1392 code for a protein of 363 amino acids.